UGUACUUUGAACUGUGCGCCAAAUAAUAAUAUCUAUUACAAGUUUAAGUCACCGUUGCUCUGACAACAACGAUUGAAAUGGAGACAGCUACUAGUGAUGAAAAGAUGUCUAAAGAAGAGCCUGAGCAGCAGUCAGAGGAUCAAGCAGAGGAGCCCAUAAAGGGACUCCCUGACUCUGUCUUGAGGUUCAUAGAGAUGCAAGAAGCCCGAAUGGAAGCGCCCAUGCCCAAGGUGGAGAUAGACUCCCUCAGUACUCGAUCCUACCUGGAUCACACUGUGGUGCCUGUGAUGAUGGAUGCCAUGGCUGCAGUAGCACGUCAGAGGCCCCCGGACCCCAUCGAGUAUGUGGCCAUGUUCAUACUCAAGAACAAAGACAAGUACAAGCAAUAUUAAAUCAUUCACAAACUAAUUAACUUGUUGUACUGUAUUAGUAUUAAUAUUGAUGGUGGUAAAUUCAAUGUCAAAA
This is a messenger RNA of Halichondria panicea, 465 nucleotides long. Its product is annotated as protein dpy-30 homolog. The transcript is spliced from 3 exons. Lineage: Eukaryota; Metazoa; Porifera; Demospongiae; Suberitida; Halichondriidae. The record is from RefSeq and is a predicted model, not a curated record. The coding region runs from base 78 to 392 and encodes 104 amino acids.